ACAUACCCUCACUCUCACUGUCUCAGCCCUCGUUCAAUUUCCAGGGUUUACAAAAGAAGCGCCUUUUCUUCCAUUUGAUUCCUCCGAAUCGAUCUUCACUCUUCUCUUACUGAUCUUGCAAUUUCAAAUCCAAACUCAAGAUGCAUGCGCCAGUCCUCGUCCUCAAAGAUUCGUUGAAGCGUGAGUCUGGAACCAAGGUUCACCAUGCUAAUAUCCAAGCAUCCAAGGCUGUUGCUGACAUUAUUCGUACUACUUUGGGUCCACGAUCUAUGUUGAAAAUGCUGCUUGAUGCUGCUGGAGGGAUUGUAGUCACAAAUGAUGGAAAUGCUAUUCUUCGUGAAUUAGAUGUUGCGCACCCAGCAGCGAAGUCAAUGAUUGAGCUAAGCCGGACCCAGGACGAGGAGGUAGGAGAUGGGACGACAUCUGUAAUUGUUCUUGCUGGAGAAAUGCUCCAUGUUGCAGAAGCUUUUAUUGAUAAGAAUUAUCAUCCCACAGUCAUCUGUCGAGCUUAUAACAAGUGUCUGGAAGAUGCUAUUGCUGUGCUUGACAAAGUUGCAAUGACCAUAGAUGUAAAAGACCGCGCAACAAUGUUGGGGCUCGUAAAGAGUUGUAUUGGGACUAAAUUUACCAGUCAAUUUGGGGAUUUGAUCGCUGACUUGGCAAUUGAUGCAACAACCAUAGUAGGAGUUGAACUUGGCCAAGGAUUGCGUGAGGUGGAUAUCAAGAAGUACAUUAAGGUGGAGAAGGUUCCUGGGGGUCAGUUGGAAGACUCAAAAGUUUUGAAAGGGGUCAUGAUUAACAAGGAUGUUGUGGCUCCUGGUAAAAUGAGAAGGAAGAUAGUAAAUCCCAGAAUCAUUCUUCUUGAUUCUCCCCUCGAGUACAAGAAAGGUGAGAACCAAACCAAUGCUGAAUUGUUGAAGGAAGAAGAUUGGAGUGUCUUACUGAAAAUGGAAGAGGAGUACAUUGAGAACCUAUGUGCUCAAAUACUGAAGUUUAAACCAGAUUUAGUAAUAACUGAGAAGGGGUUGAGCGAUCUUGCUUGCCAUUAUUUUAGCAAGGCUGGUGUCAGUGCAAUCAGAAGGCUCAGGAAGACAGAUAACAACAGAAUUGCCAAAGCUUCUGGGGCAGUAAUUGUAAACCGACCUGAUGAAUUGCAGGAAUCUGAUGUUGGUACUGGUGCCGGGCUUUUUGAGGUAAGGAAAAUAGGCGAUGAGUUCUUUGCUUUCAUUGUUGACUGCAAGGAUCCAAAAGCAUGCACAAUUCUUUUGAGGGGUGCUAGCAAGGAUCUGCUGAAUGAAGUGGAGAGAAAUCUGCAGGAUGCUAUGUCUGUGGCAAGAAACAUAAUAAAGAAUCCGAAACUUGUUCCAGGUGGGGGCGCUACUGAGCUGACUGUAUCAGCUACACUAAAGCAAAAGAGCUCAUCUAUUGAAGGCGUAGAAAAGUGGCCUUAUGAAGCUGCUGCAAUUGCAUUUGAGGCAAUUCCAAGAACAUUGGCUCAGAAUUGUGGAGUCAAUGUGAUUCGGACCAUGACUGCCUUGCAAGGAAAGCAUGGAAGUGGUGAAAACGCUUGGAUUGGCAUAGAUGGAAAUACUGGUGAAAUUACUGACAUGAAAGAACGUAAGAUAUGGGAUUCAUACACUGUGAAGGCUCAGGCAUUUAAGACCGCCAUUGAAGCUGCUUGCAUGCUUUUGAGAAUCGACGAUAUAGUGAGUGGCAUCAAGAAGAAGCAAGCCCCUGGAGCUCAGGGCCCAUCAAAGCCCACAAUCGAGCAAGAAGGUGAUGCAGACAAUGAGAAUAUGAUUCCAGAGUGAGAGCUGACUGGAUCGCAUCAUUGGUCUGUAAAUGAAAUUAUCUUAUGAUUCUCAACCAAGGCUGGCUCUCAAGAAAAGGAAAGACACCAUUGCUAUCUGCUGCUGUUUUGGUUGGAUGCAGAAUGGCUUGAUCAAGUUAAGUGUUGAGAUAGUGCUGAUUUAUCCCCUAAAAAACUCUUGUUCCUUGGCUGACAUGUUAAGUUUAAUGUGGGUUUUUUCCUGAUGUACUACGAAUUUUGUCCUCGAACUUAGUUGUUUUCUAGAGAUUACCUUUGGAGUGCAUUAUUGAUAUUCCCUCGCA
Salvia hispanica is the source of this 2112-nucleotide messenger RNA. RefSeq names its product T-complex protein 1 subunit gamma-like. The record is from RefSeq and is a predicted model, not a curated record. Lineage: Eukaryota; Viridiplantae; Streptophyta; Magnoliopsida; Lamiales; Lamiaceae. Gene Ontology annotation, molecular function: ATP binding; ATP hydrolysis activity; ATP-dependent protein folding chaperone. Gene Ontology annotation, biological process: protein folding.